UUGCUCAUGUGGAUACCAUCGGGACCAUUCGGCGAAACUCCAUCUACUCAUCGUAGUUUCAUUCGCUUCGUAUUGCAAACGUUUUCCUUUUACAGGUUUCGUUUCAAUGACGAGUUCGGCAGGUUAUGUGAUAGUGCUGGACAGUCUCCCAUGGACAUCGCACCCCUCAUAGAUUACAGCCCUGUGCCAUGGGCUAUUCCUACCCAACAGGAGGUCGAGGAGAGGGUGUGCCUUGUCCGUGGGACACACACCUUCGAGGAGAACGCUGGCUACAGGCUUUGGGAUAACGACAGCAACCACGGACUUUCUAAAUAUCGCUACUCGGCCGUCGCUGUAGCCAUUCGGUUCUUGGAAUCAGUCACACCAGCGCAUCGUGCGCAAAUCAGGCAUAUCAAGCUCAUGGAAGACCGUGAGUCCGUGUCGAAUCCCGAGUGUCACGCAUUGGGUUUGGUUCCCUUCUGCCGAGAAAAUCCACUCCUACGGGUCGAGAGACACAUAAGCCUGUGGAGGAAUGUUUUUCUACACCAUACUGCGUACAAGUCGUUCUUUGAUCGGCUACGGUUCGAGACGAGUCUGGAAGCAAACGAAAUAUCGGGAGCAGUGGCCCUGUGGAUCAUGGAAGCCUUGGCUCUCGGCCCCGCUGGCAUGCCCUCCGGAUCUUUCACGUUAGUUCUGGAUGGGAAUGGGGAUACUCGAUGCUCGGAGAUCUUCCAGACGAUCGUUCUACGGGAUGCAGCGUGGCAAGAGGCGAUGGACGAGUGUUACUCGCGCGGUAUCCUUCCGCCUCAGCCAUGGGCAAAGAGGAGACAGAACCCGCGAAGUCGCGGGGACGGACCCGGCGGCGUGGCCUACGAAAAGGCUGCCAACCACAGUUACUUGUACGAGGGGUUCCCGCAGGCGAUACGAGACAUCGUCAACGGGACAUCCAUUGUCCGCUGUAACUUUGAUCCCGGCGAGUACGAGGAUGUGGAGCAGCUCAUCGAGACGAGGAAGACAUGGACUUUGGCGGAGUGGAAAGGGAAAUGGUACGAGCGCGUCACAAAGAGCUUCGAGCCUAGCCCGCCGCUACCAUCGUGGAAAGAUAUCUUGCGAGAAUUUCUCUUCUUAGAGUGAACAAUUUUGCCGCAAGGUAUCCGGUGUCGCAACUGC
Molecule: messenger RNA, 1149 nt
Organism: Colletotrichum destructivum
Lineage: Eukaryota; Fungi; Ascomycota; Sordariomycetes; Glomerellales; Glomerellaceae
Exons: 1
Coding region: 7-1113 (368 amino acids)
Source: RefSeq, a predicted model, not a curated record